GCUCCACAGAUCUUUCCCCGUCUGGUGUUGGCUGUUCGGGGAUAAAGCUGAGUGCUAUUCGGUCAUGUGAUCCUUUUUUUUUUUUUCUUUCCUCCUUCGAAGUUGAAAGGCAGGAGCAGAGCAGUGGAGGGGGCCCAGCUUGUCUUCCUACUUGCCGUGGAUGCAACGUUUUAGUCUCUUUUCCACCACAUUAUUGUUUGUUUCUCGCUCGGUGUGAUUUUUUUCACCCCCAACCUUUCCUUCGCAAUGGCGGGGGCUAUUAUUGAAAAUAUGAGCACCAGAAAGUUGGUGAUAGUGGGAGUUACUCUGCUUUUGUUCCAGGCGUUUGCCUUCAUGGUCGGAGGUUUAAUUGCUCCCAGCCCCACCACCGCAAUCCACUACCUAGCCACAAAAUGUGUGGACAACAUCAAGCACCGUCAGGAAUCAAAAUGGUUCAUGCCCUGGGGUCCCAACCAAUGUGACAAGAUUAAGAACUUCGACGAGGCCAUGGCCAAGAAGAUCGAGGCCAACAACAUUGUGUUUGCAGUUCAUAUUCCCAUGAAUAACAAAGAGAUGAGCCCCUGGUUCCAGUUUAUGCUGGUCAUCCUGCAGUUUGACAUCGCAUUUAAGAUGUACAACCAGAUUGAUGAUGGAGCGCUGGUCACCAUCGAUGUGGGCCUGGCUUACAGAGACGAUACACUUGCAGAGUGGACGGAGAUGGCGCAUUCAAUUGAACAGAGGAAGCUUAACUGCAACUUCACUACUGCCAAGACGUUUGAAAACGAGGGUCGUUACUAUGAGUGCGAUCUGCUGCCCUUUAUGGAGGUUGGCAGCGUGGCCCACAAGUACUACCUGCUCAACAUCCGCCUGCCUGUCAACGAGCGGAAGAAGGUUAAUGUGGGGAUCGGAGAAAUCAAGGAUAUUCGUCUGGUUGGCAUCCAUCAGAACGGGGGCUUCACCAAAGUUUGGUUUGCCAUGAAGACCUUCCUCACACCCAGCAUCCUCAUCAUCAUGAUCUGGUACUGGAGACGGAUCACUCUAAUGAGCAGACCUCCUGUGCUGCUGGAGAAGGUCAUCCUCGCUUUGGGUAUCUCCAUGACCUUCAUCAACAUCCCAGUGGAGUGGUUCUCUGUUGGCUUCAACUGGACCUGGAUGCUGCUUUUUGGGGACAUCAGGCAGGGCAUCUUCUACUCCAUGCUGCUCUCCUUCUGGAUCAUUUUCUGUGGGGAGCACCUCAUGGACCAGACAGAGAGGAACCGUUUCUCAGUCUACUGGAAGCAGGUUGGACCCAUUGUGUUUGGAUCCUUCUGCCUCUUUAUCUUUGACAUGUGUGAGAGAGGGGUCCAGCUGACGAACCCUUUCUACAGCAUCUGGGCAUCUGAUGUAGGAACGGAGCUGGCUAUGGCCUUCAUCAUAGUUGCAGGGAUCUGUGCUUGCCUCUACUUCCUCUUCCUCUGCUUCAUGGUGUUUCAAGUCUUCCGCAACAUCAGCGGCAAGAGGACGUCCCUGCCUGCAAUGUCCAAGGCUAGACGUCUGCACUACGAGGGCCUGAUUUUCAGGUUUAAGUUCCUCAUGCUGGUCACUUUGACUUGUGCUGCCAUGACUGUUAUCUUCUUCAUCAUCAGUCAGGUGAAUGAGGGCCACUGGCACUGGGGCGACCACACAGUGCAGGUGAACAGUGCCUUCUUCACCGGUAUCUACGGGAUGUGGAACCUUUACGUCUUUGCCAUUAUGUUCCUCUACGCACCGUCCCACAAACGUUAUGGAGAUGACCAGUCAAGUGGACAGUGCAUCACUGGAGAUAUGGGAGCAAACAGUGGAGAGGACAUCCAGCUGACUACGACCAUCACCCAUGUUGAUGGCCCCACAGAGGUCUACAAGAUGACCGGCAAAGAGGCCCAGGAGUAGAUUUCACACUGGAAGACUUUAACAAGAAGCCCCUCUGCUACCUACUGCUCCAAUCAUCCCCUCCCUCCUAUAUAUGUAAUCAAACAGGCCUCUAUCUAUACGUCCCCUGGCCCUUAGACAGCGUCAAUAAUCCCCUUUGCAUGUUCCUACCUGUCCCACACAGUUAUAAUCUUUUUCCAGCACCAAACCCUCACCUGUUCAACCCUGUUCCUUAAUGUUCCUCUACAGACUGAACCUUAUCGACACUCCUCUCAGUCCUUUUCAUUUCAUGAGGGAAUUCUUUUCUCACAUUUCAUACCUUAUGUAAAUUUGUUAUUGCACAAUGCUUUUGACACCAAAAAGAGAUUACAGUGUCAAGAGAGGCAUAUCUUAAUGGUCAGAAGUUGCAUUUGGCAGCAGUUACACUCCAGUUUUAAAAUUCAGUGAGGUGAAAAUAUGUCUUUUGUAUAGGCCGGUGCUUUUGUCACAGACAGGCAGCAAGAUAUUUGGGUAUAUUUAGCCACUUAUUUUGACUUUCUGCAAAAUAACCUACCCAGCCAAGGCCUUAAGAGCUUUUGUCAAAUGCAUAUUAUUUCAUAGAAAGUAGAUCAUGUUGAAUACUGCUGUUAAUCUUUUUAUAUCACUGUGGGGGAUAUGUACAGACCACAUAGCCACUUUGGGAAAUGCAUACUGUAUGUUCAUUAUGUUACAAUGUAGAUAUCUAUUUUUUAUAAAGUGCUCAUUUUCAGCUUCAUAAAGUAUAUGCAUCAAUGUCUUUGAAGUUGACUGUACCCUAUUAUACAUGGUUUGUAGUUUUUUUUUGCUUUUUAUGCUAAUUUAAAUAAAAAACUGCCUUUUACUUAA
Molecule: messenger RNA, 2730 nt
Organism: Notolabrus celidotus (New Zealand spotty)
Lineage: Eukaryota; Metazoa; Chordata; Actinopteri; Labriformes; Labridae
Gene: wls
Product: Wnt ligand secretion mediator
Exons: 12
Coding region: 247-1887 (546 amino acids)
Biological process (GO): intracellular protein transport; Wnt protein secretion; Wnt signaling pathway
Cellular component (GO): endomembrane system; organelle membrane
Molecular function (GO): Wnt-protein binding
Source: RefSeq, a predicted model, not a curated record